AGUGUAUACCCGACUCUCUCUGCGCAGGGAUAUCAGCUUGGAGGGGGUCACCGGAGAAGGGGUGGAAAAUACAGAGAGGGCGCAAGAGGGAGGGAGAGAGGGGGUGAGAGAGGGCGAUCACCGUCCUAGGGCUGCUGCGCGCUCUUGGACUGUACUCGCGCGCGCGCGCGGCAUUCAAGCGAGCUGUGUCGUGUGUCAGGAGCUAGCUCUCGAGUUUUACCUCGGCCGUGCGGUUCACCAGGAAUACACUCCUAUACAUAGAUACACCUCGAGUUUUCGUGCGCGGAUGAUAAUAAAGAGGCGUGAAUUCGACCUAUGACACCUAAAGCGAGAGAGAGAGAGAGGGAGAGAAAGAUAGUGACACAGUUUCGUGCGAAGGAAGAAGAGAAACUUGCCAGAGAGGAAGAGUGUGUGUGAGUGUGCCUUGGCGGGCUGUGGCCGACAGUAUAGAGCUCGCUCUCGCGCGCGAGAUGACAGUGAUAUGCCGGGCUUAGAGUCAGUGUUCUCAUCCCUCAGCUCCCGAGCCAGUUACUUCUUCUACUCGUUCUUCUGCCACUUUUUCUUCCGCCUACUAUCGUCGCGUCACUGCGUAACCUGCUAAUUUACCGGCUGUGUUUAUCCUCGGAGUCGUGCCCACUGUGAACAAGUGCUCGUUGUUUGUUUGUUUCGCUCGGGGGAUGCUGUUACCGCCGUGAGAGUAUCGCCCGCGUAAAAAUUGAGGAAAAAUCAAAGUGCAUGAGUUGUUGUUCCUCCAUAAACAAGUGCUACGCUGGAUGGUGCGUGAGGGUAUAGCAAGAAGAGGAAGCAGCAGCAGCAGCAGGUCUCAGCAUGACGGGCCCGGCUGCAACGGCCCAGCGCUGCCCUGACGACAACGCCUGAGAGGUCGAAGGGGGAGGCGUUAUCACCAGCAUCCUCACACCUGCACGCAACGCCCUCGACUCGCAGCCGAUCUCACUAUUGCGGGACCACCGCGCGAUCGACGAGGCUCAGCCCCGCUGACACACUUUCUCGCCUGGCAAACGUGGACUCGAAAAUUCGCAAGAAUGCGGGACCGGCUCUCGUGGUACAUGGUGUUUUUGAUCCUGCCGACGAUUUUACUGGCCAGAUCCCUCGACAAAGACCGUCGGAUACCCUACAGCAUACCGUCGGACUACAAGGCGCUCUGGUACAGCAACCUCGAUGAGCUGCAGCGAGUGAACGAGGCAAACGAAAACAACACCGUCUCGAACGUGACGGUGCAGCUUGGUGGCACCGCUUUCUUGCACUGCAAAGUUCGCAAUUUGGCAGAGAGAACCGUUUCGGAUGCCGAGAUUUCCUGGAUCCGUCGACGCGAUUGGCACGUCCUAACCAGUUCUAUGUUCACCUACACGAACGACGAGCGGUUUCAAGUGCUGCAUCCCGAAGGCUCGGACGACUGGACCCUUCAGAUCAAGUACGUGCAGGAGAGAGACAACGGGACCUACGAGUGCCAGGUCUCCAGGAGUACAGGGAUACUGUCGCACUUCGUCAAUCUAAACAUAGUGACGCCGGAAGCGUUUAUACUGGGCAGCGAGGAGCACCACGUCGACGUCGGGUCUAUAAUAAAUCUCGUCUGUAUUAUAGAAAAGAGUCCGACGCCGCCCCAGUACGUCUUCUGGUACCACAAUAACCGGAUGAUAAAUUACGACGUUGCGCGCGGCAGCGUCACUGUACAAACCGAUCCAGGACCAACACAGAGUCGGCUCGAAAUUCGCCACGCGAUCGAAUCGGACACCGGCAACUACACGUGCAGCGCAUCGAACACUAAGCCUGCCUCGAUCUUCGUUUUCGUCACUGAAGGCGACAAAAUGGCGGCGAUCCUGCGCCGUAAAACUUCGGGCGUAGCGCGGGGGAGCACCGGCUGUUGGCUCCUGGUGCUCGUCUUACUGCUGGCCAACCGGCGAGUCGUCGUCACACGAUAAACAUCAGCAGUGCCCGGCUAUAUAUAUUUACACACACCAACAAUACCAUAUGCGAGGACGACGACGACGAACUAAGCAUCAGCGUACUCGACAUUGCGUCAGCGUCAACACUCGAAGAUGAUAUGUUCACACCCACACACACACACACACACAUGCAUACACAGGAUACGUACACGAUGCGAUGUAAAACAGAGGAACACACACAAUAGACACACGAUAAUAUACAGAAUCGACGAAGGCAAAUAAUGUCCACGCCAUUAAUCACGUCGUUUUAAAAAACAAUUAUGAUUAUUAUUGUCUCGGAGUGAAAGAGUAUACGAGAGAGAGUCUGAUAUGCGAGAAUAAAAUUAUUAUGUAUAACACAAGAGCGACGCAUCAUUGCUGGCCGUUGUUCGAACUAUAUAUGCGUGUACCUACCACACAAUUCGUUUCGCGCGCGCGUUUUUAUCCAAAAAAAAGAGAGAGAGAGAGAGAGUGAGAGCCGCUGGUGUGUUUUCUCGCGCGAGACCCGGCAUAUACAUGCUAAUGUGUAUAUCAUGCGCGCGUUAACGCGCCCGCGCCGAGAGAUAAAAGCCGGAGGGAAAAAACGCGAUUCCGCUCGCUUAUUGUGCACUGCGCUCGGUUCUUUUUUUCUGUUUUUUCAUUUUUUUUUUUUUUUUUGCACGUGUCGCGUCUUUUGUUGUUGUCGUCGUCGUGUGCUUUUCGAUAUAUGUAUACAGGCACAAGUCGUUCCGUGUCAAGGCGUUUCUUUCACGAGCCUCGUUUGUAUAGGUACAACUGUGUGUGAGAGAGAGAGAGAGAGAGAGAGGGAUACGGAAGUGUGCGGAAGGGGGUGCGGAAAAAAGCUUUUGAUUCUCGUGAGAGAUUGCGCGAUCGCCUGUUUCGAGUCGUUAUGUGAUGUGCGUGAACGCGACCCAAAUUGUAUGUAAAUAAUAUUCGAGCGAUUAUCGCCCAACCUUCGCUUUCACACGAUCUGAUGUACGAGACACGGCACCACGUCUUCUAUUUUCGUUUCGUUCUCGCGGGAAUGUGGAAAAUUUUAUCGUCCUUCGUUAUACUCGACGAAUGCAUUAGCCGCGUGGAUUUGGCUUCUUCAGGUUUAUUGAAAGAUUAUAUAGAACUUGUAUGCCAUUAAUGAUUAAUCGAGAAGACUCGCGGUUAUUUCUAGGGACGGUUUUUAUAACUCGAUUUCGAUUUCUCGAUCUGAUAUCGGGUCGUUUUCAACAAAGCACGUUUGACUUAUUGGACUGAACUUUCUUAUAUACGAAUAUCUAUUUUACGUUUGACGAGUGUAUAAGUGACGUAUAUUAUAGCUGGAAAUUCGUUAUAUCCGACGAGAGAGUUUUGGUUCUGCUAAUAAGACUGUCAAUCGAUCACCUGCGUUCUAAAACUGACUUUUGCUACGGAAGACUUAUUUCAUAGCUGGAACAAACAUUUCGCACACACUGUGUACAGACGAGAAAUUCGAGUUGACCAAGUUUAUCUCUUUGUUAAGAAUAUAUGUAUGAUAAUUAUUAAGUCAUUUUUAUGUACGAUUGAAAAAUUUAACAUUUGUUAUUACGUAUGAUUACAAUGACUAGUAUGAAAUAUUACGAGUAUAAUAAUUGCAUACGAAUAUCCAAGUAUAUGAGUAUACAUUUCAUUGCACGUGCAUACAGCCAAAGGAAUGUAUUCCGCGAGAAACGGAUAAACCAGCGCAUCAUUCAAGCCGAAGACUGCAUAUUCUUCCAUAUAUUGCGUGUAAUAUUUAUCAUUUCAAGUUUGUACUCGUUUCACUACGUCUAUUUCAUCAAAAAAUAGCGAAUAAUUCACAGUUAUAUAGAAGAGCUACGUUCUGUUCUAGCCGUUUCCUUCAAACGAACUAAGUAAAAACAAUAAGAGCCGAUAUUAUUACACUUGUUUCUGCAGCUGAAAAACGAUAAACUCAAAUACGACGGUUGUAAUGUUAAUUAUCCGUUACGCUGCGCUGGUUAGGAUUGCUUUGUAGUGUACUUUUCAAACCUCCGUUUAACCCGCAACAACGAGACUGGGUCGCGGGCACGUCGGGAAAAUUCACGGAAAGAGGAAAAACUACCGCAGAGGAUGCAUAAAUUGAAAGGGAAAUGCUUCGCUGCUCGUUCGAGUGUGUACAAGAAUAGAGCAUAUAGCUGUACCUACUGUGUAGUAAACGUCGACGUUUCAAAGCCAACGUAUUUAUGUAUAUAUACGCAAAGUAUAAUAAAUUUUUUCUUUCACGACUUUGAAAUUUCAACGAGAAAAAAAAUUCCUCUCUGAUAUUUCAAAUUAAUUUCGCCGCUUUCUCACAUGUACAAUUUUAAACACCGCGCGCACGCGAAACAUAUCUCAAUAAAGCUCUCGGCCAAUAUAAAUGCUCGCUUGUGUGCGCGUCUUUUUAAUUGUCCCCGGGCUGCUGAAAGUUUGCCGACGACUCGAGUCUACAUCCUAGCAGAUGCUGGGAAAUAUAUUAUCACGUUUAUUAGCGACCCGCUUAGGCUUCAGAAGGUACAUAUAGAGAGGCAAAAGCGCAAUGAGAAGUCGCAGAGUUUGCGCCAGUAGUAGAGAAAAAAAAAUAAAAAAAAAAGCAAACGAGAGCAAGCUGCGGAGGCAUGUAUAAUAAAUUGUAAGGGGACUCGAGGGACGAGGCAUAUAAUGGGCUUGAAAUGAAAACUGGAGUUCUUUUCUCGAGUCGCGAUUGUUGAAUUCAUUAUACGCAGCCUCGUCCUCCAUACACACCCGCGUCAAGUAGAAAGGGACGGGGUACAGACAGACGAGCUUUAAAUACCCUGUGCUACUGCGUACAGUCGGACAGAAGUAUAUACUCGAUUCCUCCUCGAGCGUCUCACACACACACACACACACACACAUGCACUCGUGCGAAAUCCCCUUUACUUUUGGAAUUGCUCUUAAUGCCGGGGCUCUCCUUGUUUUCUAAGAGAAAAAGAGAGAGAAAGAGCCAUUGAUUACGCGACGAUGACUUCACAUCGAGUUCUCUCUUUUCCGAGAGCGCGCUCGCGUCCUCUCCGAGGACUACUUUUGUCGAGAGCUUUCUGUGUCGCGGGUCUUCUUUUUUUUCCUGCGCGCAUCGUUCUCUCUCCGUAUACACUGGCUUCUAGUUUCAUACGACGUGCGGCUAGCUCGUUGUUCGCCGCGCUUUGCUUUUACGCGUUCCGAGUAACCCCGUUCUGUAUUACUCAUAAUAUUAUAUCUUUUUUCCACUGCGGCGCAUCGAUUUCGAGCUAUACUGGGCACAUGCAGAUUGUUGAAACGUCGGUAAGAGGAACCCUGAUGGGCAGCGCUAAUGCAAGGCGUAUCGUGUUGCGUUGCCUUUUUUUUAAAGAAAAAGAUGAAGUACAUUUUUACCUCCAGAAUUCUACUCGUUAGUCGUUAGUGUGUGAUAUCUCCUGUGACGCGCGAUAGUCGAUUUUGAAAAUCCCUCCACGAUGCCAACUGCCGAGGUCGCGAUCUUUUUUGUAUAAAUAAUAUAUGUAUUUUAGUUUCGUGAACGUUCGAGCAAGCUCACCCGUAUAAGCGGGCGGAAAAUUUAAGUGUCGCUCCAACGAUAUUGCAACACACACACACAGAACAGACACUCACACACAGACACGGGCGACUCAUUAGCAGAAAUAACCAGCUUUCCUUUAAAAGGAAUGCCGAACAUGAAAUUUCAUGCGCGAAAGUGGCGAAGAAAGAGCGGGUGGAGAAUAUAAUAUAAGUGUAAAUGUGCGAGACUGCGUAGAUGAUAGAGUGGACGAAUACAAGAGAGCGUGUACGUAUAAUAUCCUUUUAGUUCUCGUUAAAAACGAAAGUCAACAUACUGAUUAUACAAUGGAGAGUACGCAAACGGUGAAUUUUUUUUUGUUAGGAGAGUUUUUCUAUUACGUAUAAAUAUCUCCGCCGAUUAAUUAUUAUAAAUAUAUAUAUAUAAAUAUAUGAAUCGUACAUUGCGAGAGGUAAAAGUUUAUUUGACUAAGAACAAUGAUCGGUGAUGUGCGAAAGAGGUAGAGACACAGCGAGAAAGAAAGACAGAGGAGACGAAGAUGCGAGAGUAAAGAGAGUAUAAGGAAAAAGUGCGCGCAGCAGUCCACGAACGAUUAAAAUCCGCGAGAAAAAGUUAACAAAUAAAAUAUACUAUACAAAGAAUUAUUAUGUCCGAAAGACGAGGAGGCAUUCGUGCUUUGCUGCGCGCACGCCUUUAACUAGGCUAUUCGUAGGGUCUGUUAAUAUUAAGAUUAAGAACGAUAAAUAUACGAUUACAUUACGGUGGAAUUUCAAAGAUUCUCAAAGGAUUCAAUGAUACUUGCAACUUCAAGAAUUUCUCAGUAUAUGUCUGCAAUCAUGUAUUAUAGAAAGAAAUGAUUCGAUUCAAUAAAAAUAAUGCGAAAA
Molecule: messenger RNA, 6323 nt
Organism: Nasonia vitripennis (jewel wasp)
Lineage: Eukaryota; Metazoa; Arthropoda; Insecta; Hymenoptera; Pteromalidae
Gene: dpr12
Product: zwei Ig domain protein zig-8
Exons: 7
Coding region: 1044-1940 (298 amino acids)
Biological process (GO): synapse organization
Cellular component (GO): neuron projection membrane
Source: RefSeq, a predicted model, not a curated record